Molecule: messenger RNA, 7372 nt
Organism: Bactrocera oleae (olive fruit fly)
Lineage: Eukaryota; Metazoa; Arthropoda; Insecta; Diptera; Tephritidae
Source: RefSeq, a predicted model, not a curated record
CAAUGCCUAAAGCAUUUAUGGUGUUUAUUUUUUUUUUUUUCUUAAAAUAACUCUUGUUAAGCCGAAUAUUUUAAAAUUUCAAUAAAAUAAUUUAAUUAUGAGCUCAUUCGCUAGUGGAAUAGCGUAUAGUAAUGGUUAAAAUAUAAUGGUCAUUUUGAAAUAGGAUAUUAUUAUUAAGCUCUAAUUUAGCUUUAAUUAUGGUUUUCAGCAUUACGCAGUUACUAAUAUAUGUUUUCUAUAAAGAGGUAUUAUUAGUGUCUUUUUUAAAUAAUAAUACGAAACAAUUAAGGUAGUAUAUUUUUGUUACACUAUAUUAUUUAAUUAUUCUUCUUCUGUUACAUUCCAUAUGUAAAAAUUUCGUGUCACAAUUUCUCCGGGUUAAAGUCGUACAUUACUGAACUGAUUUUAGUAAAAUUUAGAACACUGUGUUCAGUUUGAAACAACUUAAAAAAGAUAGGAUAGCUUACAUUUUAAUUAUGAUAAAAGUAAAAUAAUAUAUAAAAAAAAUGUAUUUCUAAACAUAAGCUUGUGUUCAAAUAAAAAAAAAUACUAUACAAUUUUCAGUGUUAUUCAUUCAUUAUUUGUUCCAUUGAGUAAUAUUUGUAUAAAUUGGUUGCAAAAUUAAAUCUCAAGUACAAACUUUUGAACUAUUAUACCGGCAGACACGUUUUCGCCUCAAUUCGAAAAUAUUAUUUUCACUAAAUAUUGUAGUUUAUAAUAAUUGUAACGGGUGUUUUUUUCGAGGCAUAGAACUUUAAGUUGGCAUUACUGUUCAAGAUGGCGACCGAUUUAACAGCUGUCAAGUGAUUUAUUCUCAGUUUGAUUUGGCAAUUCAUCAUAAAUAGACUCACGCUUGAACAACGCUUGCAAAUAGUGCAAGUUUCUUUCGAAAAUAAUGGUUCUGUGCGGAAUACUAUCGCGCACUAGGUUCAUUUUAUCGUCGAGCGCACUUCUGGUCGAAUAAUCCAUCGUUGUUUUAUUGCAAUUUAAGUCCUUCUAUACCUAUAAAAAUAAACACCCUUUAUUUAAUGCAACGCGUGGCCGGAUCCGCAGACGUAUCCCAUAUAUUUUAUUAUAUAAUGGAAAAAUUAUUUUAAAACCGUAAGUUUUUACUUAUAAAAAAAAUAUGGGUAAAACUUAAUUUUAAAUUUUUCUAAACAUCAGUUAUUUUCAACAUACCACUAACGUAUUUAUUAAUUUAUUUAAAUCGCAUUGGUAUUAGAUACAAUGAAAAGCCAAAACUCCGACGGCAAAACAUAACCAGCCGAUUUGAUGCCACAACAACGCAAAUGGAGACACAAAAAUGUUUUGACUAUGCCUUAUUCCCAAAAGUUAUCAGCAUAAGUCAUACUAAUUAAGGAACUAAGUUAUUUUAUUUAUUUAUUUAUAAUAAAUAUAAUAUAUAUAAAUAUAUAUGUAAGCCCAUGCAGUUGAAGCUUGCGUCAAACUUUGAGCUAGUAAGUUUUUAUGCAGCUUAAAAAUAACUUAAAUAUUAUGUUUAUAAGCGUUAUAUGUUUACAGAUAUGUAAAUAAGUAAACACACUUUAUGUGUGUAUAGAGUAACGUGUACGUGACAUGCUAACUAACAUUUUAAUGGCACUAAAGAGCUAAAAAUGUGAGCGAUUUACAAGUGAAUGCAACAAUUUCCCAGCUUGAGUAGUGUCUACAACAAUUUAAGCACAAGCGGCGCGCCGCAACAACGUGUGGCAUCACUGCACCAGCGUGCAACACAACUUGUUAUGCCGAUAACGCGCUACAUAAAAAUAAAACUGGAAAUUAUAGUGCUUAUUUUUGCGCCUCAUCGCGACUUGCAUCAACGCUGCUACUGUUGUGUUGUUGCGGUAUUUGUUUUUGCCGCCGUUGUUGUACUGAAAGGCGUGAUAAACGUGACAGUUUAAUUGCAACCUUUUGGUCACUUAACCGAACGCAAUGAUUGCCGCUGACAGGAGCGCCGAAGAGUGAAUGAAAACAAGUGGACGGGCGAACGGUGUGAGAGCUGAUUGCCUAUAAAUAUGUAGUAAAUGAGCGCGUUCACUUGGACAGCGCAGCAAUUUACUUGCGAGAGCAUUAAAUUAACAUGUAAUUUAUUGUUGACUAAUGCAAAAUGUCAAAGAGUAUGGCGCUCAGCGCACACUACGGCUCUACAAUGCGCUCAAUAAAGCAUACUCAGUACAUAUUUUCUCCAAAAGGUAACCCCAUUUUGAAGUGUUGCCAUUGUCGCAUACGUCGAAGCAGCCCAUUGAUUGGUUAUGCAUCGCUCAACUCGGAGCGAGCGCUGAGCGUUAAAAUUUCUAUAAGCAUUUUGCUGCUCCAACGUAACUACCGAGAAAAACCUGUUACGCUAGGUGUUAUAUACGCGCUCUUUGUCGUAUAGCAAAUUAUACACCAAAUGUGCCUUGGUAAUGCACUUUUUCUUAACAUGUCUGCCGACAGCAGCCAUCUAUUCAUCCAUCCAUUAACAAACCGCUUGACAGCCACAAUUAGCACUCUGCAUAUGUAUAAAUGAGAGAGUUAGGCUGUCACUGGCGCUGCCGUCGCGCGUUACCAAAGAUCAAAGUAUAUAUAUAUUUUUAUGGCGCAUGCGAUUUGAUUGGACAAAAAGUACGCCAUAUUUGAAAAUUACUCUAUUUCGCUCUUGCUUGCACGCACCUAUGCUUAUUCGUUCACUCUUACAACUUCAAAAGGAUGCACGCUCAUUUCAGGUUUUGAGAGCAACGGUAAAAGUUGCCAAAUUGCAUUGGAGUAAGCGCUCUCUUGCAGAGUGUAAUAGUGUUGAACGGCAGUGAAGCGCUCUUGCAGGGAGCUAUGCCGCGGCACGACUAGCAAGUACCUAAGCAAAUUGUGUGUCACAGAAAAAUCAGUUCGUGUUUGGCUUCCUUUGCGUUAAGACGUGUUUGAAAAGAAACUCGGAACGUAGCAAAGUAAAUACUUGGCUAUAACUAUAUACUCAAAAGCUAAUUUGAUAGUCAUAAUAAACGGUUGUGCUCAAAAACAACAAAGUUAAAAAAAUUUCAAAUUUGUCGAAAUAAUUUGUGUUCAGUCAUUUUGUGUGACGCUCUAAAAUACAAAUUUUAAAAUAAAAGUGAAUUAUUAAACUAAGCAGCUCGAAAGCAUUUUGUGAAUGAAAUUUAAACUUUUGCUGCAAAGAAUAUACAAAACAAAAAAUUGUGCUAAGUAAAAAACAAUAAAUUGUGCUCACCCAACUUAAACACUGGAUUAAUUUAAAAAAAAAAUCGUUAAAGUAGCUUAAAAGCUUGAAAAUUCAAUUAAAUAAAUAGUUGGAUUAACUAACGCAUCAACACCUCUACCAGCUGCUAUAAGUCCAGCUACACGAUUACACCUAUUGGAUUAACUAUAUUUGUGGAUUAGCUGUAUUAUUCAACUUCGUUACCCACGCUUUCUACACAACCUUUGGAUUUGCGUAAAAUGGUUGUUUUAGAAGGUGGCGGCGGUGUUGUUACAAUUGGCAACAACCAAUAUCUGCAGCCGGACUAUUUAUCACCAAUACCAACCACGGUGAGUUUCAGUCAGAAAAAAUAAGAAGAUAAGGAAAUUUUAUGAGCUCUGCAAUUUAUGAAGAAAUGGAAUUAAUAGUAGCUUGAUAGAAGAGCUGUUAUUGAAGAAGUUUAGGAAAGUUGACAAAUAUUUUAUGAGAUUUUAAAACGAGUUCGUUAUGCUUUUCAGAACAACUAAAUUGUAGAGAAUAAUAUUUAAAAAAUUUGCAAAUAUUUUCUUAGCAACAGAAUUUCAAAUAAAGCUGAAAAGGAUAUUCGUAAAGUCACAUAAAAAAUGUAUCUGAGAAAAAAAUCAUUAUCAUGAAAAAACUUAUGUUAGAUAAUAAUAAUUUUUUGAACAAACGUAGGUGAUACUUAUUUUAUGAAGGAGUACGCUUUGCUGAAAAAACAGUCAACUCGAGUCGAUUUCGAUACAUCAAAGUAUGAGAAAUACAUGAAAAAAAAAAAUGAUAAGGGUUUAACUGGAAUAUACCAAAGUUUCAAACACACGACGGAAAUGUAAACAUGAGAAAAUAUAAAAAAUUUCGCCUGAAUGCUGUUUUAAAUGUUAUGUAAUAAAAAAAAAUUAUAUUAUAUCAAAUAGAAAGAAAAUAAAUCGUUAGAGACUCAAACUCGAGCUAAACUAAAAAUAAAAUAAAAACAAUUAUUGGACACAGUUAAAAAAAUGUGUUGGUUACAUACACAAAAUUGAUUUAAAAAACUGAAAUUACUUUAUAUUAAAAUUUGAUAUGAAAUUGCUAAAAUAGAAACUAUACAAUAAAAGAAUAUAUUUUUCGCAAUGAGAGUGAAGCAAUUCAGGCGCCUCAUUUGCAUUAUAUAUCUAAACAUUUUUCAAUAUACCUAUAGGCUGCUUAUAUUCAACCAAAAUAAUUACUACACUUUAAAAACCUAAAUUCGCUAGUUGAACACACUAGUAUCUUCAAUUUAUAAUCGAAAAUAAGUAAACGCCAUUAUAAUGAAAUAUUUCUAGAAGCGCCACAGAUCCAUAUCUAAGUUCCAGUAAGCCAAAAGUUAAUUAUUUCAUAUUUCUCUUUUAUAUCGCAUUUAUUUUUUCUUAUUUAUUUAUAAAAACAUGUUUAAGGCGCUCGUAAAAGCUAAUUUAAAGUAUCAUAAAAAAAUACAAUCAAAAUUUGAAAAAACACUGAACACAUUAAACGAAAUUUAUUUUUAUGAUCAUAUCACCGAUUUUAUUGUUAUCAUAAUCUCUGUGUCACAAUAUGGACUCAUAAAUGUUGCUCAUUAUAGUCACAAAAAUUUCUUUAUUUUGCUGUCAUUGGCGGUGAAAGCUGUUUUAUAGCAUAAAAUUCUUUCGUAAUGUAUCUAUCAAAAUUGAAUUAUGGCUGUUUUUAGAUGGACGCCAAGAAAAGUCCACUCGCACUGUUGGCACAAACUUGCUCACAAAUUGGCGCUGAUUCGUCGGCAGUCAAGCCAUUACUCGCUAUGGAUAAAUCAAAGAAGUCUACAUCUUCAUCUUCGUCAUCCACCUCAUCGAAUGCCAGUACGGACAUGAGCGCCAAGUCUCCAACACAGGCUAAAUCACCGAAAUCCACCACACCAAAUACCACCGAGGUGAAAUUGGCUUUUAAGCCUUACGAAACAAAUGUGCUGAGCGCUCAAAACCACAAUACAUUCAAGUCAUCGUCCUCAACGACUGUGGACGAGCAACGACCCAGCUCAAAAUGCUCCUCCAGCGGUGGUGCUGAUAAUAAUACACGCGUGCCCUCACGCAACAAAUCCAAUUGUACACCAGAGUCACAUGCUAUCAAAAUGGAGAAUUUGCAUGGUGUUACACCAACACCAAGUGAUAAUAAUCGCAAAACUGUGUCUCCCGCCGGUUCGUCACAACGUGGUGCCAGCCCCAUUGUACGCUCCGGUAUGGAGGUACUGAAUAAUAGCAAUGGUCAAGCCACACAUCCGAAGGAGAUGAGCAGUAUGGCUGCGGCAGCCGCUGCUGCUGCCGCUGCUUAUAAAGCGGCCGGUCCAUAUGGCAUUAAUCCAUUAUCGGCGCUCUGCUGUCCACCCGGUAUGGAGCAACACGCCAAUCCCGCUUUCCGUCCACCAUUUGCCGGCGGUUUCUCACAUCAUCACGCAGCAAUGUUGGCUGCUGCUGCUGCAAGCGGCGGUUACCCAGGCGGUCCUAAUGGUCCGGGCUCACAACCCAAUCCCUACAUCAGCUAUCAACGCAUCAAGACACCUUCCGGCGGUGAGGCUAUUGUACCGGUUUGCAAGGACCCCUACUGUCCCGGCUGCCCCUACUCGGCACAUACGCAACAAAUGCUUAUGGGUGCCCCCUGCCCAGCUGGUUGCACACAAUGUGAACAUCAAAAAUAUGGCAUGGCAAUGAUGGGUGGCGCCGCUGGUCUACCACCGAACCAUCCUUACUCACAAGCCGCUGCAGCUGCUGCCGCUAGUGCUGCUGCAGCGCGCUCAGCGCCAUAUGUCUGCAGUUGGGUGAUAGGCGACGCUUAUUGCGGUAAACGCUUCCAGACCUCCGACGAACUAUUCUCACAUCUGCGCACUCACACCGGUAAUCUCUCGGAUCCAGCUGCUGCCGCCGCCGCCUUGGCUCAGUCACAGGCACAAUCAUUGUUGGGCACACUUUUUCCACCAUCAGCACUCCGCGGUGGCUAUCCAACCCCACCGUUGAGUCCGAUGAGCGCUGCUGCUGCGGCACGCUAUCAUCCUUAUGCUAAACCUGGUGGCAUACCAGCUAGCGCGUUGACUGCACCAUCCGCCUUCGGCAUGACUGGCUUUAAUCCCGCAGCGGCUGCUGCAGCAGCAGCUUUGGGACCCUACUACUCGCCCUAUGCGAUGUAUGGUCAACGUAUUGGCUCGGCCGCGGUGCAUCAGUAAGCGUAUGCGGAAGCGCGAUAAAUGCUGACAACAAGGCUAGUCAAGGAGAAUGAAAGGCUAACCGUGUGAUUUUUGAGUAAGGCGCAUGCGCGCACAUCUCGACUGCAAGGCCAACAGUGAGUGAGGCAUAGGCAUGAUGGGCCGCGCACUCGGUUACAAUAUGCAUACCAAAAACAUAAAAGCGGAAUAAAAUAAAAGCAAAGAUCUGAAGGUGAAGUUUGAAAUUGCAGAAAAAAUGGCAAAAAACACAAAAAACAAAAACGUUAAAAAAUGAUUAAUACAAAAUUGCGUUUCAAAAAAAGUAUAAAACUGUAUGAAAAAAUUUCAAUUUGAGAAUGCGCUAUUGUUGCGAUCGUUUUACACUGUGAUACUAAAAUGUAGUUGGAUGCUAGGCUUAUUAGGUUUUAAAUGAUGAACAUAUGACUUACACACAUGCAUACAUGCAGAAAUACAUAUAUGUAUACGCAUCUGUAUUUGUGAGCAAAAGCGUAAAAAGUAAUUAAAGUUUUUAGUUGUAAAAUGCAGCCAAAGCAUUUUUUUCAAAUAACCAUGAAACCUUAACAAAAACAAUCACCUUAACUAGUUUUUUGUUACUAUUAAUUUAAUAUAUGUAUAUGUAUGUAAUAUAUCUGUACGUUUUGCCUUUAAUUAUAUAAUUUUAAGCGUGAAAAUUGUGAAUUAGUUUUUUGUUUAGUAUCGAAAGCGCAUAUAAAGGCCUUUCGCUUACAGUUUAUUUGUUUUAAUGGCUUUUGAAAAUUUAAUUUAGCUAUGUAAUAAAUGUAAUAUACAUACAUACAUGAAAACAUGAAAAACUUGAAAUAACCACUUACAACCCAUGUUUAACUGCAUAUGAAGCGCUUGUAUGUGUUUAUAUAAUACAAACAGAUUUCCAUAAAACGAAACAUAAAAGAGUCAAAAACUUCAAUUACAAACUUGAUGGAAUAAUUAGUUUUCAUUUUGCAAUUAAAUGAAAAUAAUAAAUAUAAAUAUUAAAAAAAAAUAAA